This is a messenger RNA of Papaver somniferum (opium poppy), 1262 nucleotides long. Its product is annotated as extensin-like. Gene Ontology annotation, molecular function: metal ion binding. The transcript has 3 exons. NCBI's taxonomy places the organism in Eukaryota, Viridiplantae, Streptophyta, Magnoliopsida, Ranunculales, Papaveraceae. The record is from RefSeq and is a predicted model, not a curated record. The coding region runs from base 190 to 996 and encodes 268 amino acids.
GCUAUCCUAUUCUCUCUUCCUCUUUUUCCUAAAGGUAGAUUCCUAAACUGACCCACACUUUUCACCUUUCAAAUAUUCCCUCUCCCUACCCAAGCACACAUAUAAAUACACAUUUCUGAUUCUUAUUCAUUCUGCAACUUGAAAUCUCAUUCAGAAGAGAAGUUCCCUCUUCUUUUCUUCGCCUUAAUCAUGGUUCCUGCAUUAGAGAAACCACGGGUGACUGAAAUAUAUGUCCGAAUGGACUGCAAUGGAUGUGUGCAGAAGAUCAAGAAAGCUUUGAGUGGCAUUAAUGGCAUAUAUGACACGCAUAUUGAUUUCCCUAAACAAAAGGUGACAAUAAUAGGAUGGGCUGAACCUGAUAAGAUCGUCAAAGCUAUAAAGAGGACCAAGAAAAUUGCUACUGUUUGCAGCCACACUGAACCUACAGAGUCUACUCAACCCCCUACAGAACCACCUCCCCCGGAAGCUGCCGCAGCUCCUGAUGCAACAACCUCUCCUACAGAACCUCCACCUGCUGAAAACUCACCACCACCAGAACCUCCAAAAGAUCCACCACCUCCUGAAAACCCAACUCCACCGGAGAACACGACACCUGAGACGCCAAUACCACCAACAACACUAGAGAACCCACCCCAACCUAAGGAUUUGGAACAAAUUCAUGUUAUACAUCACCAUCAUCCACAGGAUAACAGAUAUGGGUACAGUAGCUUCCCAAAUGAUCAGCAAAAUGAUCAUGGACACUGGCAAAGUUACCCUCAUGAACUUAGAACAAACCAACCCAUGUAUGCCACUCAUAGCUACAACAACUAUACACCUUCACCAUACAUCCCUAGGUACUACUACCAGAGUGCGCGUUCACCUCCACAGCCCACAGAUUAUAGAAUGGAAGAACACUAUAAUGGAGAAUAUCGAAACUAUGACAGUGUCCACAGUAAUGGGAAUACUAUUACUUCAAUGUUUAGCGACGAAAAUCCUAAUGCAUGUACAAUCGUCUAGAUUUCAAGGAGGGAUUAGUACGUAAGAAGGGAUUCUCUUUCUUUUGCCACUAAAAGAGAAUCUUAAUUAGCUAGAUAAAAAAGGAGACGACUAGGCCCACUAGGUAACGAGUACAGUAACUGAGGUAGCUAUAACGAAUGACCUGUACGUAAUGAAUAAGACAUGGAUACUAUCUGGUGUUCAUCUCGUAUGAAAGAAUAAUGGAAUAUACAUAUAUAUUUGUGAACUAUGUAACAGUGUUCUACUUUUGGAGUACUUUUUCCCAA